CCUUGGACAGUUUAGAUUGUUUCGUGAAUCCUUCCGUACACAACAUCGAGACUUUGUAUCCUGGAAAUAGAAAUAAAUUAAAAUAAAACAAAAUAAAUUUAAUUCAACCUAUGUAUACCAUCAUCACGGAUAAACCUAAACUCGUAUCGUGUUAACGAUCCACAACUUGCCGUGCCUUGCCGUGCCGUGCCGUGGAAUAUAGUUUUCUAAAAAAAACAUAGAUUGAAAACCGUAUUGUGUUUAACAAAGUACCAGCUCACUGGAAUUUCUUUUAAUUGAAAGGCGAGAUACCUCAACUUGGAGCGUUGAGCGUGUUGAGCUCUAUACCUACAUAAUAUUGUGAAGGAAUAUAUCGCGUGCUCCAAAAAGGACGAUGAUGCAGUGAUUUGCGUUGCGUUGGUCGGUAAAUCGGUGAUGCUCGAGAGAUAUAUUAAUUACUAUGAUUCCUUCGUUACCUAUAUAUGCUCCUUCAUGAGUAAUUCAAGUGAAUCAACCCCAAUCGCUGGAGCUGCUGCAGUGCAUCAUCAUCAUCAUCGUUAUCAUUUUUAAUUAAAACUCUUCGUAAUUUGUACUCGCUUGGUUCUUGAAUUUUGUUUAACAAUUAAUUAAUGUUAAAUAAUUAUGAGAGUCCCUGCUGCAGGGUUGAUUAUCUCGGUGGAGGAAGACCAUCAUCUGUAAUAGCCGACCAUGGUCAGUGCGUAUAACGUCUGUACUGUGUACUGUGUAUGAGUGUGUGUGUGAUGUGAUAUGUAAUAGUUACAUCUAUAGCUGUGAUAUGUAUUUUGUUGUUGGACAAGGUGCUGCCUUACAAGUGCUUUUGGUUUUGUGUAAAUAAUCCAAGUAAAUCGAUGUAAAUAUUUUGAAAAUCGUCGUAAAUUACCAAAAUAUACGUACUCCCGAAACAAGAGUAACCCAAUUAAAAUCAAAAAGAGAAAGAGAGAUAAAAAAGAAACAAACAGAAGUGUUCAAGAUGCAGUCUAAUUUUUUCACUCUACUUUGGCGAAGAAAACUGUCGGUACUUCUUAUCUCGUCCAGUUUACUAUUACUAGGCCUCUGGACAUGGGCACUUUUUAAUGGAACCUACUCAACAACUGAGCCAAACGGUCGGGACAAAUUAUUCUUUAUAAAAGAAUUCAAUAGCGGUGCAUCUAAUAAGAACGAAUAUCUCAUCCAAAAACUUAUUUCACAAGCUAAUCGCGUUCUGAGAUAUCAACGACAACAAACAAGUGACCUUUCAGCAUCUGAAUUAGCUGCCUUAUCAUCAUCGAAUAGUGCUUCUUCAUCGUUGUCGUCUUUGUCAAAUAAUAAGGCAAAUAAAAUAUCAAAUAAUAACAAUAAAAUUGGAAGUGUACAAUUUGUGAAAUUCACCCAAAAUCCAGUGUCAACUUCGUUGGUUGAACGAAGAAAGAAAUCAUCAGCUGGGGGGGCUGCAUUGGGUGAAAGUUUUCUAUUUGAGGAGGAACGUUUGAAAAUCCUACAAAACAAACAAAAAGUACAAAACGACGAUAACGUCAUGGACUACGAAAGAAUUUUAUCAUCUGCCGAACGUCAAUCCCAAUACGAACAUGAACUACAGCGAAUGGGAGUACCAAUUAUGGCUGGUAUCGGUCCUGGUGGACCUCAUCCGCCUAACGAGCGUUUGGUGCAUUUAGAUUUGAAGGGCGCACCACCAAAGUUAUCUUUUCUCAAACGACUCCUGCCAAUUGUGAAAACAUUGGGAGCAACUGGCCUUCUCAUUGAAUAUGAAGAUAUGUUUCCCUAUACUGGUUCUCUGCAGCCCUUGGCCGCCCUAAAUGCAUACAAAGCUGAUGAACUCAAGGAUUUUUUGGAAUCAGUUGCGAUGCAUGGUUUAACAGCGAUGCCGCUAGUUCAAACCUUCGGGCAUAUGGAAUUUGCUCUCAAGCUACAGGGAUUCGAACAUAUGCGGGAAAUUCCUGAAUCGCCUCAAUCCAUUUGUCCCAGCCAAAAAGUAUCAAUGUCCUUCCUUCAAGAUAUGUUGACACAAGUGAUUGAGUUUCAUAUGAAUGUUGUUGGAGACAGUAAUUUGCAUGGGAACAACAACCAGUCUCAUCAGCCCGAACAGCAUCAACGGGAACGUCCGCAGGCAUCACAUCAUCAUCAACAUCAAACUCAGCCACUGAGAUUCAGUCACAUUCAUAUCGGGUGUGAUGAAGUCGCCCGCAUGGGUGAGUGUGAUAAAUGUCGACAACAUUCUCGCAACGAACUCUUCCUAUCGCAUGUGACAGCUGUUUCAAGCUUUGUGCGAGCGAAAUGGCCACAACUGAAAGUUGUUAUCUGGGACGAUAUGCUCCGUGAUAUGACUUUAAGUGAAAUGCAACAUUCACAUAUCGGAAAAUAUGUAGAGCCGAUGAUUUGGGUCUAUGCCAGUGAUGUUUAUAGAUUUAUACAACCUCAGUUAUGGGAUAUGUACUCGAAAGUUUUCCCAACUGCAUGGGGAGCAUCGGCUUUUAAAGGUGCAUUUGGCGAAAGUCUUAUGAUACCUUUUUUACAAAGGCAUUUGGACAAUAAUAUGCGAUGGCUUGCUGUCAUUGCCAGAGAGGGUGGGAGGUUUUCCAAAGGAUUUAAGGGACUGGCAUUGACUGGUUGGCAACGUUAUGAUCAUUUUGCAACAUUAUGUGAGCUCUUACCAAUUGGUAUUCCCAGUUUGAUAAUAUCCCUGGCAACAGUAUCUAAAGGUUACUUUGAAGUUGAUCCGAAAGAAAAUGAUAUUCUAAAGGUGCUAGAGUGUGCAUUUCAUGCAGAUAGUCGUCGUUCUGGACAUCCAUGGAUUGAACUACAGAGCCAAUCUCAUUUUUGUAAGCUUUUCACUACAUGCACGUAUCCGGGAAGUCCUACAUACAAAUUUGCGUUACGCCUCUACGACAAACAAAUCGAAGUUCAAAACUAUUUAGUUCAUGUUCAAGAAAAAAGUGCUUGGAUGUCUGACUAUAAUGUUCGGCACAAUUUCAGUUCUCCAUUGCGUGUUCAUGAGCUUACAGCAAACACUCCCUCGUUUAUUGACGAUUUAACAACAAUGGCUAAAGAAGCACACAGCGUUAUGGCUGAUGUCUUUGAUGAACACACAAUAGCAGAAUUUAUUGAGCAAAAUAUUUACCCGCAAAUUGUUUCUCUUCGAAAACAUAUUGAAAAAGCUCACAGUCUAUUACAGCGUCAAGUGUGGCCAAGAAGACCACUGCCGUAUACUAGAGAACUCGUCCAAUUUGAUCUCAUUCCCAAUAAUAAACAACAGCAAAAUAAAUAAUUUGUUAUAUUAUAUUUUUUUUAAAUCGUUACAACUUACAACUUUAUGAAUCUUAACAAAUCUUCUUCUCUUAACAUUUUUCACAUCAUAACACAGUUACAGUUACACACAAACACAAAUUAAAUAAGCCUAAUGUAUAAAAUAUCUAAUUAACAAAAUAUUAUCUAAGUUUAAAUUAAAAUUGAUUUUUUUUAAAUUGUUAAUAAAAAUAAAUAAAUGCAAUGAUAAAAAAUAG
Molecule: messenger RNA, 3497 nt
Organism: Eupeodes corollae
Lineage: Eukaryota; Metazoa; Arthropoda; Insecta; Diptera; Syrphidae
Product: hexosaminidase D
Exons: 8
Coding region: 971-3262 (763 amino acids)
Molecular function (GO): hexosaminidase activity
Source: RefSeq, a predicted model, not a curated record